Molecule: messenger RNA, 4073 nt
Organism: Phascolarctos cinereus (koala)
Lineage: Eukaryota; Metazoa; Chordata; Mammalia; Diprotodontia; Phascolarctidae
Gene: UBA5
Product: ubiquitin like modifier activating enzyme 5
Biological process (GO): protein ufmylation
Cellular component (GO): cytoplasm; cytosol
Molecular function (GO): UFM1 activating enzyme activity
Source: RefSeq, a predicted model, not a curated record
UUCAUUUCUGCAGUGAUGUCGCCUUCUGUAUUGAACAGCUGAUACCUGUAACUAAAUACCCCUGUCUAAUGAUAAGAGAAAUACCUGCACCAGUCUGAAGCGUUCACUAGCUCUUUGGGGUAGGAGCUGUGGCAAAGCUCUUUAUAGACUAUUAGAACAGGUGAACAAGUGACUGACAAACUGUUUCAGCUGAAAGUGUCAGGGUUAGAGUCAGAAGACGUGGAUUCAGAUCCUCACCUUAUGCCUUCCUGCCUGUGUAACCUUGUGCAAACUUAUCCUCUUCUGCACCUCAUUUUCUUCAUUUGUAAAAUGUAAGGUUUGACCUUUGAAGUUCCUUCCAAAUCUGAAUUUAGGAUCACAUAACAUCUGUAAAAUGAGAGAUUUAUAAAGAGUUAGAAACCUUCCUCUGCUCCCUGCGAAGUUUGGUGCAGGCUUUUACCUUUCCUUAUUGCUGUUACUAUUUGAUUAUGACAAAGUGGAACUGGCCAACAUGAAUAGACUUUUCUUCCAGCCCCAUCAAGCAGGAUUAAGCAAAGUUCAAGCAGCAGAGCAUACUUUACGGAAUAUUAAUCCUGAUGUUCAUUUUGAAGUAUAUAAUUAUAAUAUUACCACAGUGGACAACUUUCAACAUUUUAUGGAUAGAAUAAGUAAUGGUGGCUUGGAAAGUGGGAAACCUGUUGAUCUAGUUCUGAGCUGUGUGGACAACUUUGAAGCUCGAAUGGCAAUUAAUACAGCUUGUAAUGAACUUGGGCAAACAUGGAUGGAAUCUGGAGUCAGUGAAAAUGCAGUCUCAGGGCACAUACAACUUAUCAUUCCUGGGGAGUCUGCUUGUUUUGCGUGUGCUCCUCCACUGGUAGUUGCUGAGAAUAUUGAUGAAAAGACACUAAAAAGAGAAGGAGUUUGUGCAGCUAGUCUUCCCACUACCAUGGGAGUGGUUGCUGGAAUUCUUGUACAAAAUGUGUUAAAGUUUCUGUUAAAUUUUGGUACUGUGAGUUUUUACCUGGGUUAUAAUGCAAUGCAAGAUUUCUUUCCCACCAUGUCCAUGAAGCCAAAUCCUCAGUGUGAAGACAGAAACUGCAGGAAGCAACAGGAAGAAUAUAAGAAAAAAAUUGCAGCUCUACCCAAACAAGAGGUUGUUGAACAAGAAGAAGAAGAAAUACUUCAUGAGGACAAUGACUGGGGUAUCGAGUUAGUAUCUGAGAUUUCAGAAGAGGAGCUCAAAGAUGCUUCUGGUCCUGUUCCUGACUUGCCUGAGGGAAUUACGGUGGCAUACACAGUUCCAAGAAAGGCAGAAGAUGCCCUGCCUGGGGGGGAAUCAGUGGAAGAUUCUGGGGAGAGUUUGGAAGAACUUAUGGCCAAGAUGAAGAACAUGUAGUGUUGUUUCACUUUGUACCUUCUGGAGAAACUGAAGAAAUAAACUUUAGAAGCGUUGACAAUUCCUGCAUUGCUAGUAAAGUGUACGGUGGCUUCAUUUGAUAUGUAGUCUUUAUUGGUACUGUGUCUUUUUGAAAUUAAGAGUACCUUGAUUUCAUUUAUUCAGCUGAAGAGUCCUCAGACUGUGAAGAAGGAACUGUAAGAGGCUGUGACAUUUUUUUCAGAUCUAGCCACUGAGAUAUAAGGCUUUAGGCCCCAAAUAAGAAGGUCAAGGUAAAUAAAUGUCACCCUCUGAAAUAGAUGCUGUGGAAUCAGAUAAAUUGUGCACAGAAACCCAUACUACCUUAAGGUUUGGAGGCCAGUUACAGUUAAGAUUAAGGAGUUGUCUUUGUUGCACCUUGAUAGCAUAUGACCUAAAAUAUUGAAAUUGAAAAUAAAUUUUGUAAAAUUUAAAAAUAUUAGUAUAUGAUGUUGAAAUAAAGACAAUGAUCAGUAUAAACCAGGUGGUGGUUCUCAGGGAAGCUACAAUGAGAGUUGGAGAGAAAUCAAUAUUUAACUAAUGCUAUAUCUGAUGGGACAUGAAUAUCUGGUCACUAAAAAGGUAAACUGUAUACUAGCUAAGAUUAUAUCGUAUUCUUGAUGAGAUCUUUCAAGAUGAUUGCUUAUUCUGAUUAAACGUACAUUUAGCAGCCUUCUGAAUAUUUUUCACCUUACUUUAAUAUUUUACUUUUAUUUCUUAGAUACCUAGAUACUAGGAAAAAGAAGCACUGGAUAAUCUCUGUAUAGCCUCUGUGUUAAUUUGGCUUUGUAGUUGGGCAUCUUAGAUCCCAGUUACUCCUGUAUGAGUUGAAUAUUGAAGUUUCAGACUUGCACAGCGUAGAGACAAAAAACCUUUAAUUGCGAUCGCAUCAAGAGGGAUGCUCAAUUGGAAGUAGUUUGUUGUUUUUACCCAUUACAACAGUCCUGUUCACAAAUGUCAAUUUUUAAUGGGCUACUCAGACAGAUGAAACAGACCAGUAAUGUCCUGGUUGAAAGAAAUGUGUUGUUUUUUUAAAACAAAUAAUAUAGUUAUUAUUUAUUAAUAUACUAUUGCUAUAUUGUUCCCAUUGCUGUUUAAAUCAUGUUUUUAAAAUGUAAAUACAGCUUUCCUUCUAAUACUCUAAUGAAAGCAAUAUUGUAAACUUUUUUUUGCUUUGAAAAACAUAUCCAUAUCUGAACUGAGUCUAGUGAAAGAAAAUUCUGAUAAUUUACUCAUCAAGAACAUGUCAUAUGUAAAGUGCAAAAAGCUUAAAAACCGCAGUAAAUUUUUUCAGAAAGAUAAACCUCCUAUCUAAUGUCGUGACUGUUUAUCUUUUGAUGUUCCAAGGCUGUAUUGGUGAUUAUCAUCAUCAUAUAAUACUGAAGGGAGAAAAACUGGGACACUGUAGCUGUCUUUCCUGGGGUACUUCAUUUCUGCACCUCACCUUAUUGCAAACAGUCCCCUUUAGUUCAUAGGAAUAUUAUGAGAAUCAAGUAAUCUCUUGGAAAUGUUUAUUUCCUUGGAAAUUACUUCAUUGACAUUGUAAGGUUUUACUUACUUGUUUUUAAAAUAUGAACUGUGACGUGAUACAUGUGUUCUGACAGUAGAAAAAUAAUUGGUUAACAGUGUUUAAUAUAGACUUUUUUAUGUACUGUAUUACUCUUACUACUUUUUGUGCGGACUUGUGAUUUCAUUACCGAAUAGAUUUCUCAAUGUGGAAGCUUCCUUUCACCCUUGAAGAUGGUGAUCCGUAACACUGAUCUGUAACUCAGUCUUAGCUGUGUGGGAAAACUGAGAGGUUUAAGAUUUGUUUAUGUGUCUAAAGCAGACCUUGAACCCAGGUCUUCCUGACUUUACCAUACUGCCUCUCAAUGCUUUAUUGUGUAAAGUUUCUGUAAAUUAGAAAAAAAAAGUUAAUGUAUUAUUAUACUUUAUUCAAACAAAUUUUGAUUAGAAGCAUCAACUAAGGAGCUAUGCUAUCUCUUAAAAAAACAACCUUAAGAAUUGAAACUGACUCCCCCUAUCAUUUUCCAAUUUAUUGUAAAUGUGCAUUUAUAUAUUUUCAAAAUUAAAAGCUCACAAUUAACAAAUACAAACAAUAUGGAAUAAAAUUUGAAAUAAUCAUAAAGUCAAAACCAUUUAAAUAUUAAAUACUAAACCUUGUGUCUCACUUUACUAUCAAUAUUAAUCAUUGAUCCACCAAAUUAUCAGAAAUAAAGUUUAAGCACUUACAUAAUUUGUGUUCCUUCCCAGCUUUUUUCAUACAAGUGAAAUAUAGAGUAUGUCUAUGUACAAUCCAUGCAGUGCACACGUUACGUACAUAUUUAAUGUUUAACAUUAAGAAGUAUAUAUUUGGUGUACACAUGCAAACAAUAGUGCAGUCCUGCUGGAAGACAAACGCUAGGCUGUAAUGGGUUAUCCCUGACCUGGAGGUCCGGCGCUUUAAUUUUCAACUCGGGUGCAGUUUUUCCAGCUCAUUCUCUCCUGGGAUACUCUGAUCUUUAGCUUGAAAUAAAGGAGAAGGUAGCCAGUUCUUUCUCUUGUUAUAAUGGCCCUCUCACCCAAGCUGGACUUCUUUGUAUCAGAAGAGUGACAGAGCAAUCAAUAUUAGAUUUGAGAUGAAAUCAAAAUAUUAAAAUGACUUUUUUUAAAAUUACAAAAAGAAAAAAAAACAUUUCCA